This is a messenger RNA of Nanorana parkeri, 574 nucleotides long. Its product is annotated as E3 ubiquitin-protein ligase BRE1A-like. Gene Ontology annotation, molecular function: ubiquitin protein ligase activity. The transcript has 4 exons. The annotation marks the transcript as partial. The record is from RefSeq and is a predicted model, not a curated record. Gene Ontology annotation, cellular component: HULC complex; nucleus. NCBI's taxonomy places the organism in Eukaryota, Metazoa, Chordata, Amphibia, Anura, Dicroglossidae.
GCCCCUCCCAGGCUUUGGCUUGCCGUGACGUGGUUUCCGUCUCCGGAGUGGGCUUUGGUGAGCUGAUCAGGGUUUGCAGCCUUGAAGCUGGGAUAGACCCCUGAGCUGCUUAUCUGUCCCAGUGGAGACUCCAGGAUGUCGGGCCCAGGCAGUAAACGAUCAGCGGGGGACUCUUCCUCGGGUCCGCCAGAGAAGAAGGCUUCAGUGGAGGAUUCUGGGACCACAGUUGAGACCAUAAAGCUUGGUGGCGUCUCCUCCACGGAGGAGCAGGACCUACGUACCCUGCAGGUGAAGAACAAGAAGCUGGCUGGUAUGCUAGACCAGCGACAAGCUAUAGAGGAUGAACUUCGAGACCGCAUCGAGACCUUGGAGAAACGGCAGGCCACAGAUGAUGCGUCACUUCUUAUUAUCAAUCGUUACUGGAGCCAGUUUGAUGAGAAUAUUCGUAUCCUCUUGGGACGUUACGACUUGGACCAGGACCUGGGCGAGUUUCUCACAGAACGCAAAGCUCUAACUAUUCCAGAACCUGAACCGGAUUCUGACAGUAACUCGGAACGCAAGGACAGCGAGAGAG